UAAAUAACCCACUAGGGUCUCAUGCUGGAACUCAAAAACUUGGGGCUGUAUACAUUUCUCUUGCUUGUUUACCACCUGAACUAUCAUCAUCACUAAAUUAUAUUUAUUUAGUCGCGCUUUUCAAAACUGAUGAUAAAAAUUGUUUCGGGAAUCAUGCUAUAUUUAAAGAUCUUAUUGCAGAGCUAAAUUUCUUAGAGUCAACUGGGAUUGAAGUGGUUGUCAAUAACAAAACCUAUAAUAUUUUAUUUAAAUUAGGAUUAAUUCUGGGUGAUAACCUAGGAUUGCACUCUAUUCUGGGAUUUGUUGAGAGUUUUGUUGCAAAUUAUCAUUGUCGAUUCUGUAAAACUCAUAAAAAAGAAUGCCAUCAACAAUGUAUACAAAAUGAUAACAAUUUAAGAGACUCUGUUAAUUAUACAGCUGAUGUUAUGCAUAAUGAUGUGUCCGUUACUGGUAUUAAAGAACUAUGUAUCUGGAAUGAUGUGGGAUCUUUUAAUGUAACUACUAACUAUAGUGUGGAUAUAAUGCAUGAUAUGGCAGAAGGGGUAUGCAAAUAUGACAUAGGUCUUAUACUAAAAGAAAUGAUUUAUAAUCUCAAGUAUUUUUCUCUUGAUACAUUAAAUAACAGAAUAGAGUCCUUUAAUUAUGGACCAUUAGACAUUAGAAGUAGGCCAACACUAAUAACAGAUACAAGUUUGAAACGAGAAGGGUGUCUCAAAAUGUCAGCCUCUGAAAUGUUAUGUCUUACAAAAUACCUCGGGUUGAUAAUAGGAGAUUUGGUGCCAGAAGAAUCUGAACUUUGGAAUUUAUAUAUUCUAUUAAAACAAAUCCUUGACAUUAUUUUUUGCAAAUGGAUACAUAAGCAGGAUGUAAUUUUAUUGCAAUCAAUUAUUUCUGAACACCAUGAAUUAUAUAAAAAAUUAUUCCAAAAUACUUUGAAACCUAAACACCACCAUAUGGUACAUUAUCCUUUAAUUAUGAAAAACUCUGGGCCUCUAUCUCUUUUUUGGUCAAUGCGCUUUGAAGCUAAACAUAAAGAAUUAAAAGAAACGGCACAUUCAAUUACAUCACGAAAAAAUAUUACAUUAACAUUAGCAAUUAAACAACAACUACAAUUUGCAUAUAGACUUUUAUUACCUGAUCAAAGUAUAUAUACAAUCAAAGCAGAUAUAGGACCAGUUCAAACAAUAACACUAGAUACAGUUGAAUUAUAUACAUCAAAUACUUCAUUUCAUUCAGCAAAGUAUUAA
Molecule: messenger RNA, 1247 nt
Organism: Myzus persicae (green peach aphid)
Lineage: Eukaryota; Metazoa; Arthropoda; Insecta; Hemiptera; Aphididae
Exons: 2
Source: RefSeq, a predicted model, not a curated record